Nycticebus coucang (slow loris) is the source of this 9635-nucleotide messenger RNA. RefSeq names its product ATPase phospholipid transporting 8A2 (gene ATP8A2). NCBI's taxonomy places the organism in Eukaryota, Metazoa, Chordata, Mammalia, Primates, Lorisidae. The record is from RefSeq and is a predicted model, not a curated record. The coding region runs from base 543 to 3989 and encodes 1148 amino acids. Gene Ontology annotation, biological process: neuron development; phospholipid translocation. The transcript has 37 exons. Gene Ontology annotation, molecular function: ATPase-coupled intramembrane lipid carrier activity; magnesium ion binding; ATP hydrolysis activity. Gene Ontology annotation, cellular component: plasma membrane.
UUGUGGUGUAACCACAGAAACAGUAACUUAAGCAAUGAAAUGAAAGCUCACGCGCGCGUCGGUCGCUAAGCUGGGGUUGGUGCAGCUACUACGCUCAGGUUGCCAGGCACAUCUCGGGAGAAUACCAGCCGGUCCCUUCAAGAUCAUGGCGGGUGCACGCCCUUCACGCUGGGCCUAGGGCAGCCCAUGGGCAAGGCCCAGAGAUGCUGCUUUCGCCAUCCCCUUCUGCGGGUACUGCGCGCAGAGGACAAAGCCCGCUGCUGUUGUCUCUGUUCCUAAGCGCCGUCAUAGCAGCGCUCAAUCCCUAGAACUAGAGGGGGCGCUCCGCCAGGUUGUGGGGCUCGCUGGCCCAUGUCCCCUGCCGUUCCCGCGUUCCCGGGGUCUCUCCAGCAGCCCGGCACGCAGCCUAGGCCCCUCGGAGAGGAUGCGCGGGAGCAGCGAUCAGUUCUCCCGGGACUGGAGAGCCUACUCAGCAGGCUCCUGGGCAUGCGGGGCCGGGACCCGUUCGUUCUUCUUCGGGCUAUAAGAAGGCAGAGGAUGAGAUGUCCCGGGCCACGUCUGUUGGAGACCAGCUGGAGGCAUCCGCCCGCACCAUUUACCUCAACCAACCGCAUCUCAACAAAUUUCGUGACAACCACAUCAGUACGGCCAAGUAUAGCGUGUUGACAUUUCUACCUCGAUUCUUAUAUGAGCAGAUUAGAAGAGCUGCUAAUGCCUUCUUCCUCUUCAUUGCCUUAUUACAGCAAAUCCCAGACGUAUCUCCAACAGGAAGGUACACUACACUGGUGCCAUUGAUCAUUAUUUUAACAAUUGCAGGCAUCAAAGAGAUCGUAGAAGAUUUUAAGCGGCAUAAGGCAGAUAAUGCAGUUAACAGAAAGAAAACAAUAGUGUUAAGAAAUGGUAUGUGGCAUACCAUCAUGUGGAAAGAGGUGGCAGUGGGAGACAUUGUGAAGGUCGUCAAUGGGCAGUAUCUUCCAGCAGACAUGGUCCUGCUCUCCUCCAGUGAACCUCAGGCAAUGUGCUAUGUUGAAACAGCUAAUCUAGAUGGAGAGACGAACCUUAAAAUACGUCAGGGUUUGAGUCACACAGCGGAAAUGCAAACACGAGAAGUAUUGAUGAAAUUAACUGGAACUAUAGAAUGUGAAGGGCCCAAUCGCCACCUCUAUGACUUCACCGGAAACUUGCACUUGGAUGGAAAAAGCCCCGUUUCUCUUGGGCCUGACCAGAUCUUAUUGAGAGGUACACAGCUUAGAAAUACUCAGUGGGUCUUUGGCAUAGUUGUUUAUACUGGACACGACACCAAACUCAUGCAGAAUUCAACCAAAGCACCUCUCAAGAGAUCGAAUGUGGAGAAGGUGACCAACGUGCAGAUCCUGGUGUUGUUUGGCAUCCUCUUGGUCAUGGCCUUGGUGAGCUCGGUGGGAGCCUUGUACUGGAACAGGUCUCAAGGUGGAAAGAACUGGUACAUCAAGAAGCUGAACACAACCUCAGAUAAUUUUGGAUACAACCUGUUGACAUUCAUCAUCUUAUACAACAAUCUUAUUCCCAUCAGUCUGUUGGUGACUCUUGAGGUUGUGAAGUAUACUCAAGCCCUUUUCAUAAACUGGGACACAGAUAUGUAUUAUCUGGGAAAUGAUACUCCUGCCAUGGCCAGGACAUCAAACCUUAAUGAAGAGCUUGGACAGGUAAAAUAUCUCUUUUCUGACAAAACUGGAACUCUUACAUGCAAUAUCAUGAACUUCAAGAAGUGCAGCAUUGCUGGAGUAACCUAUGGUCAUUUCCCAGAACUGACAAGAGAGCCAUCCUCAGAUGACUUCUGUCGCAUCCCUCCUCCCCCCAGUGACUCAUGUGACUUUGAUGAUCCCAGGCUGUUAAAGAACAUUGAGGAUCACCAUCCCACAGCUCCUUGCAUACAGGAGUUCCUCACCCUUCUGGCCGUGUGCCACACGGUGGUUCCCGAGAAGGACGGAGACAACAUCAUCUACCAGGCCUCCUCACCAGAUGAAGCUGCUUUGGUGAAAGGCGCUAAGAAGCUGGGCUUUGUCUUCACAGCCAGAACACCAUACUCAGUCAUCAUAGAAGCGAUGGGACAAGAGCAGACAUUUGGAAUUCUUAAUGUCCUGGAAUUUUCUAGUGACAGAAAAAGAAUGUCUGUAAUUGUUCGAACUCCUUCAGGACAACUUCGUCUCUACUGUAAAGGCGCUGAUAAUGUAAUUUUUGAGAGACUUUCAAAAGACUCAAAAUACAUGGAGGAAACAUUAUGCCACCUGGAAUAUUUUGCCACAGAAGGUCUGCGGACUCUGUGUGUGGCUUACGCUGAUCUCUCAGAGAAUGAAUAUGAGGAGUGGCUGAAAGUCUAUCAGGAAGCCAGCACCAUACUGAAAGACAGAGCUCAGCGGCUGGAAGAGUGUUAUGAGAUCAUUGAAAAGAAUUUGCUGUUACUUGGAGCCACAGCCAUAGAAGAUCGCCUCCAGGCAGGGGUUCCAGAAACCAUAGCAACUCUGUUGAAGGCGGAAAUUAAAAUAUGGGUGUUGACAGGAGAUAAACAAGAAACUGCAAUUAAUAUAGGGUAUUCCUGCCGGUUGGUGUCACAGAAUAUGGCCCUUAUCCUACUGAAGGAGGAUUCUUUGGAUGCUACAAGGGCAGCCAUUACUCAGCACUGCACUGACCUUGGAAAUCUGUUGGGCAAGGAAAACGACGUGGCCCUCAUCAUUGACGGCCACACCCUGAAGUAUGCGCUGUCCUUCGAAGUCCGGAGGAGCUUCCUCGACUUGGCGCUCUCCUGUAAGGCAGUCAUCUGCUGCAGAGUGUCUCCUCUGCAGAAGUCUGAGAUAGUGGACGUGGUGAAAAAGCGGGUGAAGGCCAUCACCCUCGCCAUUGGGGAUGGCGCCAACGACGUGGGAAUGAUCCAGACAGCCCAUGUGGGUGUGGGAAUCAGUGGGAACGAGGGCAUGCAGGCCACCAACAACUCGGAUUAUGCCAUCGCACAGUUUUCCUACUUGGAGAAGCUUCUGUUGGUUCAUGGAGCCUGGAGCUACAACCGGGUGACCAAGUGCAUACUGUACUGCUUCUACAAGAACGUGGUCCUAUAUAUCAUUGAGCUCUGGUUCGCCUUUGUUAAUGGAUUUUCUGGGCAGAUUUUAUUUGAACGCUGGUGCAUCGGCUUGUACAAUGUGAUUUUCACGGCUUUGCCGCCCUUCACUUUGGGAAUCUUUGAGAGGUCUUGCACUCAGGAGAGCAUGCUCAGGUUUCCACAGCUCUACAAAAUCACCCAGAAUGCCGAAGGCUUCAACACCAAGGUUUUCUGGGGUCACUGCAUCAACGCCUUGGUCCACUCCCUCAUCCUCUUCUGGUUUCCCAUGAAAGCAUUGGAGCACGAUACUGCGUUGGCCAGUGGUCAUGCUACGGACUAUUUAUUUGUUGGAAAUAUUGUUUACACAUAUGUUGUUGUUACUGUUUGCCUGAAAGCUGGUUUGGAAACUACAGCUUGGACUAAAUUCAGUCACCUAGCUGUCUGGGGAAGCAUGCUGAUCUGGCUGGUGUUUUUUGGCGUCUACUCAACCAUCUGGCCCACCAUUCCCAUUGCUCCUGAUAUGAAAGGACAGGCAACUAUGGUCCUGAGCUCCGCACACUUCUGGUUAGGCUUAUUUCUCGUUCCUACUGCCUGUUUGAUUGAAGACGUGGCGUGGAGAGCGGCCAAGCACACCUGCAAAAAGACAUUGCUGGAGGAGGUGCAGGAGCUGGAAACCAAGUCCAGAGUCAUGGGGAAGGAGAUGCUUCGGGACAGUAAUGGAAAGAGGCUGAACGAGCGGGACCGCCUGAUAAAGAGGCUUGGUCGGAAGACACCUCCCACCCUCUUCCGAGGCAGCUCUAUUCAGCAGUCCGUCCCUCAUGGGUAUGCUUUUUCUCAAGAAGAACACGGAGCUGUUACUCAGGAAGAAAUAGUCCGUUCUUAUGAUACCACCAAAAAGAAAUCAAGGAAGAAAUAAGACUUGUGUUUUCCUGGCUCGUCCUACGAAAGAGGUUCAGUUUGUUGCACCCAGUGUUAACACAUCUUCAUCAGAAGAGACCGGUGUCAGCAGCCAAACACUGGAAAACACAUUUCUGUGGCCUUAGCCAAGCAGUUUGUUAGUUACAUAUCCCCUCGCAAAUCCAGAGCACGGACCACAGAGGAAGCCAUCUUUUCCCUCCCAGUUAGUCUGCAGUACAUAGCCUAACUUUUGUUUACCUUGUUAUGAAGCAUUCAACUGUGCUCUGUGAGGUGUGAAAUUAAAAACAUUAUGUCCCAUGAAUAUUUAAACAUCAGUGCUAGUUGUUCUGGGAGAAAGAGAAAGGAGUUUUAUGUUGCGUGCAAGUCCCUAUCUCAUGUAAUUGGGGCAGGCCACACUUACUUCCUGUUUGGUUAACUCACAGAUUGGGUCCAGUGGGCAGCAUGCAAACUUCACUUCAGGCAGGUUGCUCUCUUGCUUUGAUUCCUGUUUUGUUUGUAUGAAAUUGGCAUAAACUUCUUGACUGCAGUGAAAUCGCAAAACUCUGCAUCUGCGUGGUCAACACUUACUUGAACCUCUUAGCCACAUUUCCAGCAGGACAAACCAAUUGAUGUUCUAACAGAGUCCUCUGCACCCAAUUUCCAGGUGCCACUGGCCUGGUCCUGCCUUUGCUGUCCUGUUUCCCUCAUUCCCAGACUUCUGCAUGGCUGGCCACUGUGCCCAGUGCAUGGCAGCUGGUGGGCAACCAGCCCAAAUCUACACUUUCCCUCCUUUCACUGUGGAUUCAAAUAUAGAUGUGAGAAACCCCUUUUCCACCGUUUUUUUUUUUUCAUUCUAUAACUAAAGGAAAGAAAUGUAGCCAUUCAACAUAUACCAUAUUCUAAAUGUCUAUCUGCCUUUUACUGACAAGGGGCAGCCCGUGGGCCAGGGUGGUGGUAGAGUGCCUUCAGCACUUCUGGACAUGGUAAGGCUCUGAAUACUCAUUUCCCAACUUCCCAACCACUGGGCCCUUGGCAUCCACUUAAAUCAGAACCCGUGCUUGUUUUCUUAGGAUUCAGAGCACAUUUUAGAUUUUCACUGUUGGGAAAUGAAUGGAUUUAUAACAUACUGACACAGUGAAGUGACACAUAUGUCACUCUGUAGCUGUCAAGUUGGAAGAUGGGUAAAGCCAGUCGGGAGGGUAUAAGAUGUUGAGGGAGGUGGAGGUGAUGACCACAGAAGUCCUCAGAUGGAGAAGGAAGGGCACUGGGUCAUUGGGAGGAAGAUACAGGAAUUGUCUGCCAGGUCUCCAGAGAAACUCUGAACAAGCCCUAAGGCCCAUACAGUUGUCAUAAUCAGCCCAAUGUGUAUAGGAGCUUCAACAAGACCUGGAUGGGAUGUGCAGUUGUAAUUGAAAUGAAUUGCAAACAUUUCGUGGAAACACAUUUUUGUUAGUAUUGAUGCCAUUUCCUCUCUUUGUCUGAUCAGUGUUAGACUUGGGUACCUUGCUGAAUACAGUGUCCUGGAUUCUAAGACAAGGAAGUGCUGCCCACUGAUUUUCCAGCUGCAGAGUCCUACAUCUGGACAGAACCCUCAGGCAUGACAGUGAGCUCCGGAGCCCCUAAUACACAACCAGCCUGGCUCCCACUCUGCUCUGGUUGCCAAACUAGUUUUUUGGGUGGCUUAAAUACUUUUUGGGCAGCUGUCACCGCUUAAAAUGCCACAGUCCUAGGAUGGUAGUGCUAAGAGAAGAAGACAGCAGUGCCCUUUGCUUCCUGUUUCCUUUCAGAAUCUCCACAGCUCACCGGGCAUUGAUAUAAUGUAGAAUACAAUUUUCACUGACUAGGAAAACUAAUCCUCACUUCGGAGGUGACCAGGAUGCUGAGAGGGCCUGAGGAGAAACAGAACAGUGCCAUUAACAUUCAAGUCUCAAAAAAUGGGUAUGUCUUUCUCCCCAAGGUGAAGAAAACAUUCUAAAAUACCAGAGAAAAAUAAAUAAAAUGCUAGAGCCCUCAGCAAGAUUCCGUCCUUUCUGAAGAACUGUAAUACAGGAAUUAGAACACAAAAUGUGCCUGUGAUUAACACAAUAAACCAAGGUAUAUGUCUUUAUUGCACACCCAGAAAUAUGAUGGCCAAAAUGCAGAGGAGAAAUUAAAAUUGGAAUUGAAUGUGCAUUAGGCAUCUUAACUAUUUUGUUUUAUUUGGGAACUAGACCUGUUUGGAAAGAGUGAAUUAAAACUCAAUUCUUCUUCAAACACUUAGCUCUGUCUUGAAAUUGAAACCUUCCAAAUCAGAUUUGUAAAUUAAAAUGUGGGUUUAGGUUUGUUUGCAGUUUGGGGGAUUCUUUGUUUAUUACAUUAGAGUUCACAUUUUCUAUUUGAGCAUACAGGUAGAUUUUACUGUUAUUUUGAGAAGUAGACGGAAUAGUUUUUGCUAUAGUAUUCACACAGAAGAAAACAUUACAAGGGAUAUCUGUUUAUCCUGUCAUGUGGUUAAGCUUUCAUAUAGCCAGAUGACUAAAUUGGGUUUCUAGGAGGAGCAGCUGUCACUAUGUGUGAUGGAUAAUACUUGGCCAUGCUUGACUCAGGGGCUGUUUCAUUUGUUCUAUCUUUAAACUGAGGUCAGAAUGUCACAUACAACCCCUCCCCAGGGAUCAGGGGGUGGGGUAUAUUGGACUAGGAUGCAGACCCUGGCUGUCAGCUCAGCAGGAGAAAUGCCACAUGGGACUUGUCACUCUGCCACACAAUGAGUGACUCACAGGCUGGCAGGUCAGACUCCACACUCCAAGGCCCAAUUCUGGAUUGAGCUAAAUAGGCAGGAUCCAGCCAGACCAACCCUUGGUGCUUCCCAUGGACAGCCCACUCCUCUCCAAGUCUCUGUUCUGUUCUGGCUGACACUGCAAAAGGAAAAGACCAGCCAUGCUCUGAACUUAGCUCUGGGUUUCUGCUGUGCACACUGAUAUGUGUCGUGAGGGAGGGGAGAGCAUAAUAACACCCGCCUUUCUGUUUGGCAAUCUGGAUUAACACUUCAUUGCUGAUUGGAAGGGGCUUCAUAAAAAUGUAGACAGUGGAGCUAGUGUGGCUGUCUUCUGUACAGAAUAGUUUGGGUUUCCUGACCAAGGUUAUGUUUACAACCAUUUCUCUGUAAACAUGUGCACACGUGAAAACAAAAGAAGGAUGAGCUUUUGGAUCAGAACACCAUAUAAAACCUGUGUACCAGAGAAAGGAGAGACCAUUUCUUUAACACUUGCAGAAGCAUAUCUUAAGAAGCAAACUUGGGUUUCAGGAGAGCUUGGCUGAGAACUGUUUACAUUUUCUUUUCCCUGACAGGGCUUCAGGUCUUACUAAAAGGGGAGCUGGUAGUGAAAAUCAGUAGUGAUGUGUCAAGAAGCAGCGAGUAAUAGAAAAGAAAAACAAAAACACCUGAGUCUGAGUAACUAAUAUCUGAAUACCCAUGUGUAUGUAUGUGCGUGUAUACACAGGCUCUAAGGUUGAAUGUUUUGUUUUUUGAACCAUACAAAAGAAAUGUUUGUCAGAUAUUUCUGUUCCUAGGGAUUUAUGUCUUAAAACUGUAAGUUGAAUAGAAAGUUUACAAAACUCUUUUAUGGGAUAAGGUAGUCUUUGGUUUUGAACUUGUGAAAGGACUGCACAUAUUCAUCCAGAGCUUGAAUUACUGCCCAGGGUCACUGUCCCAAAGUAAUUCGAAGAACAAUUUAGCAUCAACAUUUAAAAUGUAUCCUUCAUCUCCUGGGAUCCAUAAAAAUUGUGAACAGGGAAACCGUGGCUAAACAGAGCCUGAGUUAAUAACUUGGCAAAGAAAUGAGUUUUAUCUAUCAAUUUAAGCCCAGAGAUAGCAUCCCCUGUCAUACUCAUGAAAUACUUUCUUCAUACAGAUGUUUAAAUGAGCUAACAUAAUGAUGAUAGUUAAAAUUAAGUCCCUUCCCUUCAAAAAAAGAGAGUGGCUUUGUUGUCGGUUCUUCAGUGGCUCAAGGCAGUUAUCUGUCUCAAUACAGCCUUGGGAAAAUUUAUUUAGCCUCAUCCUAGCCAUUUUUCCAUCCCGAAGGACAAGGAGGACCAUUAGAAAGGUUGCUGAGGUGAGAGCCAAGACCCCACAUAAUGACAUCACUAAGUAUUCUUGAAAGGAAUAGACCAGAACACCCAAUGUGUUGUUCCCUUUGUUUACUUUUUUUCUCUGCCUCCCAUACUUGUCCAAUGGUACAAUUUUCCAUUCCCCUUCAAUUUACAUGUGCUUUAUUUAAUGUGCAGUAUCUAACCAGUGCUCUGUUUAAAGCUCUUCAUUUAUUGAGUAUGAGCGAUUUCUGAAUCUGGGAUGAAAUCCUGAGUGAGAAGAAUGGGUAUUGAGCCAACAUAAACUUUAAUAGUCAGAAGGUACAAACAAAAGGGAGCAGGAAAAAAGGGCACAUUCCCCCUCACUCCACCCCACCAGAAUCCAUAGCUGUUAACCUCUGAGGCAUACCUCUGCCCUCUCGACUGAGGGAGACAAAAGAGGGAUUCUUUCUGCGCCCAGGCUGGCUCGUUUUCCAAUGACAAUCUCUUGUUCCAGUUGCUUUUUGAGAUAUCUGCUAUGCUCUUUCUCCCAGGCAUUAGACCAAGAAAAACAUGCUCACAAGAUUAGCCCAUAGGCAUUUCUUCUGACCUGGCUAAAAAAGAAAAGAGACCUGUUUGUUUUAAAAAGUCAGGAACAAAGUGUCAGGUGGCUUUGAUUUAUGACAGAGGGGAAGAAGAAAUUUGAAGUAAUAGCACUAUCCAAAUAACCCUGCCCAGGAAACAGGGGUCAAGAGAGCUUAUCAAGAGCCUUUUAUAGGUAAGCUCUUCUGUGUGAAAUAGAAAAGGCCGGAAAGAGGGCGAGAGCCCAAGGAGCAGGCCGUGAACCCACUUGUGUUGGGAUUGGAGCUAGUCCUGUCCCUCGCGAUAGCUUGGCGUGCCGUCACAGGUGAGCCGACACACACCAACAACAAACGGAAAAAGAAAACCUGCCCUUGUCUGGAGUGUCUAUCUUUCCAACAAGAUCCCAGCACCAGUAAAUACUUCUUUAGUUUUUCGUUAAUAAAAUCAGUGUAAGUACUGAAACUACUCCCGCUUGGCCUCCCGAGCUGUCCGUGAGGCCCCGUUUGGGAGACGUGCCAUGCUGCUGCCCUCUAAACCUCCUGGGCCAGCUGCAGGGGUUGGGGGGUCACCAGUCCUGCAGGUCACCAAGUUGCCAUUUGAAUGCAACAUCUUUGUGUUGUCUUUCUCAUGUGAGCAGAGUCAUGUCCUCUCUCCUGUCUGCUGUCAUAUCUGCGCGGGUUGCUUAAAUAUUGUUUGUGAUGGGGAGGUUUUAAUCUGGUUAUGCAGAGGGAAGCAGGGCUGUGGGGCACGUUUAAUUGGCUCCCAGCAGAGCAGUGAGCGCUUCAGUGGCGUAUGGGUUUUUUGUUCCCUCCCUCUAUAGAAGUGUUACCAUUUUCACGUCCUAUUAACGUCCUAUGAUCGUUAAAGUACAGCAGCACAUUAUAGUGGGAGCCGGGUUCCCUCCUGGAGUGAAUACAAAUGAAGGGCAUCUACUUGUAUUUUUUGAGGUUUUUGGAGAAUUUAGUAAUUGUGGCUUUGAUCAAUCCUGUUGACUGGUGUAUGUCUGUGCAAACCUAUUUCAAGUAAAUCUUUUGUUAAA